Messenger RNA from Astyanax mexicanus (Mexican tetra), 875 nucleotides. It is a transcript of the gene coxfa4b, whose product is annotated as NDUFA4 mitochondrial complex associated b. The transcript is spliced from 4 exons. The record is from RefSeq and is a predicted model, not a curated record. Lineage: Eukaryota; Metazoa; Chordata; Actinopteri; Characiformes; Acestrorhamphidae. The coding region runs from base 163 to 411 and encodes 82 amino acids.
GUAAAGCGGGGCGGGGCUACGGCUGCGUUUUUUUUCUCUCCUUCGCUUCGGUCAUCACUGAGCAUCGGAACGUGUGGUCGAGCGGCUAGUAAAGAUAUUUUAUUCUGUAAUAAAAAUAAAAAUAAUAGUUAUCCAAUAUAUUUAGCUUUAUUUAAGCCGAAGAUGUUGAACCUCGUGGCCAAGCAGCUCAGAAGCCACCCGGCGCUGAUCCCUCUGUUUGUGUUCAUUGGUGGUGGAGCGACCAUGUCUAUGAUGUAUCUUGGUCGCCUGGCUCUGAAGAACCCAGAAUGCUCAUGGGAUCGCACCAAUAACCCAGAGCCCUGGAACAAGGUGGGCCCCAAUGACCAGUACAAGCUCUUCUCAGUCAACAUGGAUUACUCCAAACUGAAGAAGGACAGGCCAGAUUUCUAAAUCAUUCCAGAAAUGGAUUAAUUGUGAACUCUACACUUCAGAAGCAAAUCCGCACAAAGAACAGAGCAUACCGUGGCACCUGUACCACCCUAAAGUCAUCAUUUCAGAGAGAGAAUGGAGAACACAUUCUUGUUGCCUUCAUUUACGUUUGUGUGCGCAAACACACAUUUAUGUACUGUAUCUCAAACCUAAACAGUAUUUAUUGCCAUUUGAGACCAGGGAUUAAAAACGGUACAACAGGAGCCAAACAUGCAGGUUGUCUUCAGAAACAUCAGGAGAAGCAGUUUACCAGUUCUAGUCCCUGGUCACAAUUGCAUACCUCAUAUUAACAUAUUUAUAUCAGUUUUGUUUGUGAUUGUCUGCACUCAUUACACCAUGCAAGAACGGUCUACUUUGCUUUGUGCCAAACUUUAACUUUAACUAAUUUAUCUUAUAAAUAAAUAUAAAAUAUGUAUUGACUUGAA